Molecule: messenger RNA, 1647 nt
Organism: Acanthosepion pharaonis
Lineage: Eukaryota; Metazoa; Mollusca; Cephalopoda; Sepiida; Sepiidae
Source: the annotation of a GenBank genome assembly
AUGUCAAAUUAUAAACCAAUCAAAACGCGAAGAGCGUGCUGUAGAAAGAGAAAGGACGUGACGAAGGACAAAGUCAAGAGAAGUGGCGACAAAAAGACUUGCUUGUUUAGAAGAAAAAGAAAAGGUUUUCUGAAUUUCCAUAUGGGCGCUUCCCGUCAAGAAGGCGAACACGAAAGUUCGUUCUUUCUUUCUUUCUUUUUUCUCUUUUUCUCUCUUUUCUCUUUCUCUCUUUUCUUUCUCUCUCUCUUUCUUUCUUUCUUUCUUUCUUUUCUUAUUCAUUUACCUUCUCCUUUAUUUCUUAUUUAUUUCCUCUUUUCUUUUCGCCCUCACUUCCUCUUUCUUCUUUUUUCUUUCUUUUCUUUCUUUCUUUCUUUCUUUCUUUCUUAUUCCAUUACCUUCUUUUAUUUCCCUCUUUUUUACUGUUCCCCACCUUCCAUUCUUUCUUUCUUUCUUUCUUUCUUUCUUUUCUUUCUUUUCUUUCUUUCUUUCUUUUCUUUUUCUUAUUCCAUUACCUUCUCUUUUAUUUCCUCUUUUUCUGUUCCCACCUUCCAUUCUUUCUUUCUUUCUUUCUUUCUUUCUUUCUUUCUUUCUUUCUUUCUUUCUUUCUUUCUUUCUUUCUUAUUCCAUUACCUUCUCCUUUAUUUCUUAUUUAUUUCCUUUUUUUCCUGUUCUUCCAUUUCCUCUUUCUUUCUUUCUUUCUUUCUUUCUUUUCUUUCUUUCUUUCUUUCUUUUCUUUCUUAUUCCAUUACCUUCUCCUUUAUUUCUUAUUUAUUUCCUCUUUUUCCUGUUCACCCCCCCCCCUUCCGUUCCUCUUUCUUUCUUUCUUUCUUUCUUCUUUCUUUCUUUCUUUCUUUCUUUCUUUCUUAUUCCAUUUUCUCUUUAUUUCUUUUUUACUGUUUCCCCUUCCAUUCUUCUUUCUUUCUUUUUUCUUUCUUUCUUUUUUCUUUCUUUCUUUCUUUCUUAUUCCAUUACCUUCUCCUUUAUUUCUUAUUUAUUUCCUCUUUUUCCUGUGCACCACACUCCAUUUCUUUCUUUCUUUCUUUCUUUCUUUCUUUCUUUCUUUCUUUCUUUCUUUCUUAUUCCAUUACCUUCUCUUUAUUUCCUCUUUUCCUGUUCCCCACCUUCCAUUCUUUCUUUUUUCUUUCUUUUUUCUUCCUUUUUUCUUUUUUCUUUCUUUCUUUCUUUCUUAUUCCAUUACCUUCUCUUUAUUUCCUCUUUUUUCCUGUUCCCCCACCUUCCUUUCUUUCUUUUUUUCUUUCUUUCUUUCUUUCUUUUCUUUCUUUCUUAUUCCAUUACCUUCUCCUUUAUUUCUUAUUUAUUUCCUUUUUCCUGUUCACCCCUUCCAUUCCUCUUUCUUUCUUUCUUUUCUUUCUUUCUUUCUUUCUUUCUUUCUUAUUCCAUUUCUCUUUAUUUCCUCUUUUUCCUGUUCCCCCACCUUCCAUUCUUUCUUUCUUUCUUUCUUUCUUUCUUUCUUUCUUUCUUUCUUUCUUUCUUUCUUUCUUAUUCCAUUACCUUCUCUUUAUUUCCUCUUUUUCCUGUUCCCCACCUUCCAUUCUUUCUUUCUUUCUUUCUUUCUUUCUUUCUUUCUUUCUUUCUUUCUUUCUUUCCUGUUCACCACCUUCUAUUCUUUCUAUUCAUGAAAUGUAA